AGGUGCUAGCUUUAGGUCAUUUUCUGACAACAAUAAAGGAAAUGUGAAUUCGAAUAGUUGAGAAUAAAAUGGAGAUCGAUAAUGGGGGACUGUUUUUUAUUAUUUUUUUAUCAUAUCAUGACUUUAUGUAAUCAACUUUCUUACUUUAUGAGCUCUCACCGUGUCAUCAGUCUACUAGUUUCAUCAUUGUCCACUCCGGGAUCAGUCAAAGCAACCCAGAAAACAAAGUUUCCAAAUUUUCACCAUUUUCAAAUAAUCCAUCAAAUGUUAUUCGGAAGAAUCAGAUUCCAGUCUAUAAACAGGGGAGAGAAGAGGAGAUUCUAACCAAAUUCAUCGACAUGAUCAAGAUUACUGAUUUAUUUGAACAUUUCCUGCUUUUGAUCUUCAUAUUCGUCUCUGCUAAAGUUGAAGGAUUUACAGGAACUUAUGGGAUAAAUUAUGGUAGAAUAGCUAAUAAUAUACCGUCGCCAGAUGAAGUUGUUUUGCUUUUAAAAGCUGCGAAAAUAAAGAACGUUAGAAUUUAUGAUGCUGACCAUAGUGUUCUUCAAGCUUUCAGUAAGACAGGUCUUGAAUUAGUAGUUGGACUUCCAAACGAGAAUUUGAAAGAUGUUAGUUCAAAUCCAGAUCACGCACUUACAUGGGUUAAAGACAAUGUAAAAGCUUUCCUCCCCGACACAAACAUCCUAGGAAUAGCAGUUGGAAAUGAAGUGUUGGGAGGAAAUGAUCAGUCACUAUGGGAAGUCUUGUUUGGUGCUGUUAGAAACAUUUACAACGCCACCAAACGCCUUCAAAUCGAUGAUAAAGUUCAGAUUUCAACUGCCCACUCAACAGCAGUUUUCGACAGAUCAUAUCCUCCUUCUUCCUGCAUAUUUCGAGAGAAUAUCGCUCAUUAUAUGAAGCCACUUAUGGAAUUCUUCACGAAAACAGGAUCACCUUUCUGUCUCAACGCAUACCCGUUCUUGGCUUACAUGUAUAAUCCAAAUGAUAUCAAUAUAAACUAUGCACUUUUCCAGCCCAAUGAUGGUAUUUACGACGAAAAAACAGGGCUGCAUUAUGAUAACAUGUUGGAUGCUAUAACUGAUGCUGCAUAUGCUGCUCUUCAAGAUGCUGGAUUUGGAAAGAUGGAAGUUAUAGUUACUGAAACCGGUUGGGCUUCUCAUGGAGAUUCGAAUGAAGCUGCUGCGACAGUAAAGAAUGCUAGGACGUUUAAUUAUAAUCUGAGGAAGAGAUUAGCGAAAAGAAAAGGAACUCCUUUGAGACCGAAAAGGGUAUUGAAGGCUUAUGUUUUUGCGUUGUUUAAUGAGAAUUCGAAGCCUGGUCCGGGAUCGGAGAGGAACUUUGGACUAUUUAAAGCCGAUGGGAGUAUUUCGUAUGAUGUUGGAUUUCAUGGGCUAAAAUCUUCUGCAUCAAAGGUAAUCUAGGUGAUGGAUGAUAUUGUGUUAAAGAUUAACUAGUAUUGCUGAUACAAUUUUUAGUUAAGUCAGCAAAAUAAUCAAUGUGUAUUGAGUUUGGAGAUAAUAUAAUCUAUCUAUCUAUAUGUAAUUUUAUUAUGUAUCAGUUACAUGCUGAUUAAAUCGUAUGAAUCUCGAAUCUUGGUGUUGUUUUCAUGU
Messenger RNA from Impatiens glandulifera, 1610 nucleotides. RefSeq names its product glucan endo-1,3-beta-glucosidase 11-like. Lineage: Eukaryota; Viridiplantae; Streptophyta; Magnoliopsida; Ericales; Balsaminaceae. The coding region runs from base 339 to 1421 and encodes 360 amino acids. Gene Ontology annotation, biological process: carbohydrate metabolic process. Gene Ontology annotation, cellular component: plasma membrane. The record is from RefSeq and is a predicted model, not a curated record. The transcript has 2 exons. Gene Ontology annotation, molecular function: hydrolase activity, hydrolyzing O-glycosyl compounds.